Molecule: messenger RNA, 976 nt
Organism: Athalia rosae (coleseed sawfly)
Lineage: Eukaryota; Metazoa; Arthropoda; Insecta; Hymenoptera; Athaliidae
Product: sodium- and chloride-dependent GABA transporter 2-like
Exons: 4
Coding region: 63-785 (240 amino acids)
Biological process (GO): sodium ion transmembrane transport
Cellular component (GO): membrane
Source: RefSeq, a predicted model, not a curated record
CAAAACUUUUUUGUGCAGGAUAACAAUUCUGUUUCCAAAGUUGAUGUAGUAGAGGAUCCACUAUGUCUGCAAGUAUAAUGUAUGCGCGGAGGUGGUUCGAACAGCUCACAACAAUGGAAGAGCAAAUAUUUCGAAAGACUAUAAAAUCAGCAGACGUUAACAAGAUAGAGGAUCACCAUAAAUCACAAGCUCUCCACUGGAACUUUUCUGACCUCCUCCUAAUCAUGUCCUGUUUCCAACUUGAUUUGAUAUAUCUUUGCAACAUGCAUUACAUCUUCAAGAACGAUCUCAAUCCAAGCUUCUUGCAAAGUAUAAUCAUGUAUGGAACGUGGGGCAUAGGUUUGGUGUACAUGGAACUUUUCGUCGGGCAGUACGUUCAACGCUCUUGCCUCUAUUUGAAACACAUGUCGCCUUUAACCUGCUCUACUAUUGGCUAUGGCAUGCUGUUGACCAUGUACUGUUUCUGUAUAGCUGCCGUUAGUCGUUUAGCUGACAGCUACAUGUUUCUUUUUAGAUCGUUUGGUCCGGAACUACCCUGGAUGAUGUGUCCCGAGGGAGCAAGUACAGAGACAUGCAUCGACAGAGCAGUCUUUAUGAAAUGUUACUUAGAGGACAAGCAGAAGGAUUGUUAUCCAAAUAUUAAACCAGAGCUCUUAUCAAGUGCAAUAUAUUACAAAGCCAGAAAUUCGUUCUCUGGAAAUGCGAUUCUUUUACUAUGUGCCUGGCUCACAAUCUACAUUGCAAUGAAACGAAAUCUUAGCGACACACGUAUUGUACGUAACUGAUUGAAAUUACCAAAUUCUUGAUUCAAGUUCUGAUUUUGAUUAUUCUCCAGAUGGUGAAGAGGUUGCUAUUGAUUGCGUUAGUUCUGUUUUUAUGUCUUUUGGCACCAUUGUUGAAUUACGUUAGACUUGGCCUCUCUGUUGCACCAUUUUUCAGUUUGAGGCACACUGCGCUGUUGCGUCUUGAGGUAAUU